Acanthochromis polyacanthus (spiny chromis) is the source of this 1373-nucleotide messenger RNA. RefSeq names its product transmembrane protein 17A. Gene Ontology annotation, cellular component: ciliary transition zone. NCBI's taxonomy places the organism in Eukaryota, Metazoa, Chordata, Actinopteri, Pomacentridae. Gene Ontology annotation, biological process: non-motile cilium assembly. The record is from RefSeq and is a predicted model, not a curated record. Bases 105 to 773 code for a protein of 222 amino acids. The transcript has 4 exons.
GAGACGGCCAGGAUUAGCAGGAGACUCUGAAACACAAACACAUUUUUGGACUGUUACACUUACCUAACUCCUUGGCUCGGUCAUGGUCAGUGGCUCUACCCACAAUGCCUGUGUUUUACUCUCCUGUGCCCGAGAACCUGCAGAUGGGUCUGGCCUACAUGGGAGGCUCAGUGUUCACCAACAACAGGACGGCAGACAGCGACUUCACAAGGGAGCAGGAGGAUGCAUCUGUGGUCAACGAGCUGGUGUCUCACCUUCCCCUUCAGAUGCUUCUGUACUUCAACAUGUUUUAUUUUCCCUGCUGGUGGUUCUCUGCCGUGUUCAUGUUGGAAGUAAAGUUCUACCAUCUGGCCGGUUACUACCAGGCUCUGCUCAUCACCGGGAUGAUCCUCCUCACGCUCAUUGAAGUGGUCCGGCUCUAUCUGGGCUACAUUGGCAACCUCGAAGAAAAGGUGCCAGAGCUGGCAGCCUUCUGGCUCCUGUCUUUCAUGUUCCAGCUGCCGGUGCUGCUGUUCUUCCUGACCGAUGAAGGAAUUAUCAUCCUGCCUCUGGAGAGGGCCGUCCACUCCGUCUACCUCCUCUUCCUCCUCGCCCAGAUCCUGGCCUCCUUCUUGGCGCUCAGGACCAUGACCCGAAAGCUUACCUUGCUCUUCUAUCUGCGCCAGUUUGGAAAGGUGGAGGGCUUCCGGCACACAGGGAUGAGCCCAGUCUACGGCCUUCCCUACCACCGCAGUGUGCUGCCGGUGUCACCCAGCCAAGAUAUGUUCCAUUAAAGUAAACAUCCAUCCUCUGGUAACCUUUAUGUGCCUGUGAGACUUUUCUUGUCCUUUAAAAAAAAACAACAACAUCAUUUUAGCUGUGUUAAUGCAUUUAGUAAAACUAAGUUAACCUCAGCCCCCAUAAUGCAUCAGUAAUGCUUGAUGGUUGCAAAAAAAACCCAAAACACUUAGGACCUUAAAGAUAAAAGUCCCCCAAACAUGGUCACCCAAUUACCGAUUCAAGAAACUCUGAAGUGUUUAAAGCUAGUCUCAAAGUUCAGCAGAAGUCAGCGCAGAAUGUUCCAUACUAAUAUUUACCUUGGAUUUAUUGUUUUUACUGAUUUUAUUUAUUGUUUUUUACUGAUUUUGUGCGUACACAUGUGCACAGAGAAGCGACAAAUACAUAAAUCUUCAAUUUUGAAUUUAAUUUCAUGUUUUUUUUCUGAUUUUAUUUAUUAUCUCACACUGUUGGACCUCAGUUUUGUAUUGCGUCCUUGAAAGUGAAAAAUAAUAUUAGUAGAUGGCAUUUUUUAUGUUGUUGUUUUUGAUGUGGACAUUUUUGCCUUUAAGGACGUCUGUGUAACCUAUUAAACUGGCGCCUGAGGAUUAAUUGCA